This is a messenger RNA of Cricetulus griseus (Chinese hamster), 1430 nucleotides long. Lineage: Eukaryota; Metazoa; Chordata; Mammalia; Rodentia; Cricetidae. The record is from RefSeq and is a predicted model, not a curated record.
CGCGAGAUCUGAGAAGUGGAAAAAAUGGCGCCGAGAUGAUCGAGCGCCCGCGUCGCCGAGGAAGCCGCCCCUGCUGGAGCCGCAGCCACCGAAGGCACGGGGAGCAGAGGUCGAACUGAGUGGAGGAUGGAGGAACCGUCCAAGCCCAGCCCGGACAUGCUAGCCACUGCAGAGUCCAGCUCCAGUGAGCUCGACAAGGAGGUGGCGUCUCCAGAUGUGGCUGGGGCCGCCCCCUUUUUCCCUAACCCGACAGCCGUACCAUCAGCGUGGGACCGUGGAGGACCUCCGCAGCUGGUUGCCUCCCCAGCCCCAGACAGCUGCCAGUCUGGCUCAACCAGCACAGGUGUGGGGACCAGUGAGGACCUGAGGUUGCCCAGACGACGUCCACCACCAGGGAAACAGAUACCCUGCUCUAGCCCUGGCUGCUGCCUCAGUUUCCCCAGUAUUCGUGAUCUGGCACAGCAUCUCCGUACCCACUGCCCACCUACACAGUCACUGGAAGGCAAACUCUUCCGAUGCUCAGCCCUGAGUUGCACUGAGAGUUUCCCCAGCAUGCAGGAGCUGGUAGCCCACGGCAAGAUGCACUACAAGCCCAACCGCUACUUCAAGUGUGAGAAUUGCCUCCUGCGCUUCCGAACUCACCGCUCGCUCUUCAAGCAUCUGCAUGUUUGUGCAGAGCAUGCUCAGAGCCCAGCCCCGCCACAACCCCCUGCCCUGGACAAAGAGCCACCUGUGCCUGAGCGCCCCCCAGAGUCCGACCCUGCAUCUGCCCUGAGUCUGCCAUUCCCACUACUUGAACCUUUCACCUCUGCCCCCUCUGGGCCCUUCCUUCCCUACUUGAACCCUGCGCCCUUUGGCCUCAGUCCCCCGCGACUGCGCCCGUUCCUGGCUGCUGCUCCAGGACCACCAGCCUCUAGCACAGCCAUCUGGAAAAAGAGUCAAGGUGCUACCGGAAGUCCCAGAAGACCUCAGGGUGGUCCCGAUGCGCCCUCAGGGUAUGCAGCCCCCAGUCGCAUCGUGUGGGAACACACGCGUGGCCGUUACUCGUGCAUGCAGUGUGACUUCUCCACGGCCUCACGGCCAGCCAUAACACUACACCUUCAGGACCACCGCCCUGGUGCCUCUGCAGCCCUGGCGCCUGGGUCCCUCCCUGCUGACACCCUGGCGGGUAAGGCUGAGGAAUGCUCAGGCAUGGAGCCAGAGGCAAGGGGUGAGGCCUGGGCUCAGUGUCCCCUCCCUCAACUCCAUACAAACCCAACCCAGUUUGCUCCUGGGGUGUGACAACUGUCAGAGGGGGAGCAUCCCAUUUUCUCAUAGCUUUGAACCAGCUGUGAAGGCAUAGCUCUGUUGGACUGGCUGAGAGGGCCUGCAGAGAUUCUUGUCAUUGGAGAGGAAGGAGACAAUAAAAGAGGCAAGAUGAGCCAGCCUGU